GUUAUCCCACCAAAGGAGUGGAAACCAAGAAAAGACUAUAAUGAUAUUGGAGAUUUGGUGAUUCCUUCUCCAAUUCAGCAGACAAUCACUGGCCAGUUGGGGGUCUUCACACAGUACAACAUUAAGAAAAAGCCAAUGACAGUAAAGGAGUUCAGGCAGCUGGCCACCAGUGCCAGAUAUGCCACCCCAGGACAUGAAAGUUUUGAAGAUCUGGAGCGUAAAUACUGGAAGAACUUGAGUAUUGCAUCACCAAUUUAUGGAGCAGAUGUCAGUGGGAGCAUUUAUGAUGAAGGUGUUGAGGAAUGGAAUAUUGCCCAUCUUAAUACAAUAUUGGAUGUUGUAGGAGAAGACUCUGGAAUUUGUAUUGAGGGUGUAAAUACGCCAUAUCUGUAUUUUGGCAUGUGGAAAACAACAUUUCCAUGGCACACUGAAGACAUGGAUCUCUACAGUAUUAAUUAUCUCCAUUUCGGGGAGCCAAAAUCAUG
Molecule: messenger RNA, 485 nt
Organism: Eurypyga helias (sunbittern)
Lineage: Eukaryota; Metazoa; Chordata; Aves; Eurypygiformes; Eurypygidae
Product: lysine-specific demethylase 4C-like
Exons: 3
Biological process (GO): chromatin remodeling
Cellular component (GO): nucleus
Molecular function (GO): histone H3K9 demethylase activity; histone H3K36 demethylase activity
Source: RefSeq, a predicted model, not a curated record